CAUUUGUUUUCCUUGUCAGAAAUCCCGUGUGCCAGACUCGAAAACUCUUGAGACGGAAAAAAGGGGGCCGACAGAAAUGAAUGCAACAACAGACGGAGAAAGUGCAGCAGGAAUGGCAGAUGCAGAGGCAACAGGAACAGUAACUACUAACGUACCUGGAGCACUUGCAGUAGCUAGACCUGAUGCUGGUUCUGUCCCACCAUCCAGACAACGGACAUUGACUCGCACCGAAGAACUGGACGCGGAUGGCGAUGACAUUGAUGUGGAUCCCGAUGCGGAUGAUGCCGCGGACAGUAUCACACUAGAACUGGCCCUCUCCCCCCACAGUAGCACGCCCACACCGCCGCCCACCAUGUCCGAGGAGGAUUUCGCCCAACUGGACAACAGCAAGCCCUUUAAGAUCAAGGACAUUACACGCAACAUACGCAAAGCCGUGGUGGCCACCACACUCGCAGAGAUGCGCCUGAAGGUGGCAGAAAAGUUCCAGCGCGCUGAACCGGCGAUACAUUUGGACUGCGAUGGCACCGAAGUGGAUGACGAGGAGUAUUUCAGCACCUUGGAGCCGAAUGCCGAGCUGAUUGCAGUCUUUCCGGGCGAACAGUGGCGAGAUCCGAGCGACUACAAUGCGAAUUUGCGGCGACCCUCGCUGGAUGCCCAGCGCCUCAGGAAAUUGGUUAGCAAGCUGCAGCAGAACUUCGUCAAUGACGACUAUUUGGACAAGCUCUCCAACAUGGAUCCCAACUCGCUGGUGGACAUCACCGGCAGGGAGCCUAAGGACAACGAAUACUGUGCGCAGAGCGAGGCGGCGCGACGAUCCACGGAGCUGUCCUGCUAGGGGGGACAUCCGUGGGUCACAUUGGAGGGCCUCCUGCCUCCUCGAAGAAUGGGAAUGGAACGCCGCUUAUGAUAGAAAUGUAAGGAAUUUGUAAGAGUUUUUAUGGGCAAGCCGGAACCCAUGGAUUCCGGGUAUUUUUGAAACACGUUUUGAUGCUGGACACUUGGAGCGAAGCGACCGAAUUGAAGCGAUUUUGCGGGGCUUUAACUGCAUCUCUAGAGCUGAAUGUUGUCUAUUUUUCGAGUCCACAUUACCAUAAAUACAUUGUAAACACUCUCACCUAGAACGCCCAAACCCGAAGAGCCGACCAUUGUUCCUAGACCAAUAGCUGUCCAAUAUACGAGUAGUAGAAGGUCUCCAAGGCCGAACCCCAAUCUCUUAGAUACCUUUACACAUCGGCCCACCCAGUGGGCCAGCAAAGUAUGUACCUAUCCAUCCCGUCUGUACCUUACCCGUCUCUCUAUUCCGUAGCAAAGUCAAUCUGUGUGUACAUAAAUGCCACUGUUAGGGAACAAAGACCAUGUAUAAUAAUUGAAUCUGAAUCAAAUGUCUGUUGCAUAGAUAGAUGUUCACACUUAGCACCAAUCGAAUUGUAUUUAAUAUUUGUCUCGAUUUGUGCAAAACAAAAAACAAAACUAGCAGAAAACUUUUGAGCAAAUACGAGUAGUAAUAAUCGACUUUGGAUAUUCGUUCUGUCCACAGAGAAAUCAAUUCACAUUUUAAUCUGCAACUCGGCUAAAAGUUUGAGGUAAAUGUGUGUGAAAAUUACUUUUUAUCAGUACAAUACAAUAAAUGGAAAAUAA
Messenger RNA from Drosophila guanche, 1638 nucleotides. It is a transcript of the gene Drep3, whose product is annotated as cell death activator CIDE-3. The transcript has 3 exons. The coding region runs from base 77 to 835 and encodes 252 amino acids. The record is from RefSeq and is a predicted model, not a curated record. Gene Ontology annotation, biological process: apoptotic process; regulation of apoptotic process. Lineage: Eukaryota; Metazoa; Arthropoda; Insecta; Diptera; Drosophilidae.